AUGAGGGCAGCUCUCGCCCUGCUGCUGCUUUUAGCCGCUGCGUAUGCCGAGCACCGAGGUAAAGCUUAUGUCCGGGACAAAGUCUGCCAGGAGUUCAAGACGCUGGGGAAAGAGAACUUCCGAACCCUAAACAUAAUCGCCAACAGCAGGAAAUUCUCCAAUGCCACUUUCGAGGAGAUCAGCCACCUUGUCCAUGAAAUCGUCUCCUUGGCUGAAACCUGCUGUGUCGAAGGUGCCGACCCCUCCUGCUACGAUGCCGGGUCCUCAGCUCUGUCAGCCAAAUCCUGCAAGAAGGGCUCGCCCUUCCCAGACCACCCCGACGCGGCUGGCUGCUGCGCCCAGGAGGGGCUGGAGCAGAAGCUGUGCCUGGCUGCCCUGCGGCACCCACCCCAGCAGCUGCCCCGCUACCUCCAGCCCUCCAACGAAGAGCUCUGCCAGGCCUUCAAGAAGGACCCCAAGGACUUUGCAGACAGGUUCCUGCAUGACUACGCCAGCAGCUACAGCCAGGCGCCCCUCCCAGUGCUCCUGGGCUCCACCAGGACCUUCCUCUCCAUGGUCUCCACCUGCUGCAUCUCCCCCACGCCCACCGCCUGCUUCCUGAAGGAGAAACUGGAAAGGAAAUCUCUCUCCCUCCUCACCCUGAUGUCAAACCGUGCUUGCUCCCGUUUCACAGCAUAUGGGAAGGAAAAAGUUACCUUCAGCUACCUCACCUCGCUCGCUCAGAAGAUACCCAGUGCUUCCUUCGAGGACCUUUUCCCCCUGGCAGAAGAUGCUGCCGAGAUGUUUUCGCAGUGCUGCGACUCAGUGGCCGAGGACUGCAUGCAGAAGGAGCUCUCAGAGCACACGGCCAAAGCCUGUGGCACACUGUCAGCCCGGGAUGAAAGGUUUGCUGACUGCUGCAAGGGGAAAAACCUCAUGCAAAACUAUUUCUGCAUCUCGGCCUUGCCACCGGUGCCUGCCCCCAAACUGCCAGAGGCGCAGAAGCCGACGAACAAGCAGCUGUGCAGCGAGGAAGGGGCUCGCCACGCCAAGAGGUACCUGUUUGAGCUGGCGCGGAGGCACACCAGCGUCCCCGACGCCUUCCUCGGCAAGCUGUACGAUGCCUGCCAAAAAGUGAGGGGCGAGUGCUGCUCUGCCAAGGACGCCUCUGCCUGACUGGACACCCAGCACCAGCAUAUGGCAGAAGAGCUGCCCCGCUUCCUAGAAAAGGCCAACCAGCUCUGCGGGCAGUACACCGAGUUGAAUUUCCUUGACUUCAAGAAGAGGCUGCGGGAGAGCUUGAUGAAGAUGAUGCCAGAGGCCAGCCCUGAUCUGCUGGGGCAGCUGGGCUGGGAGAGGCGUGCGAUGGGGGCUCCUGCCUGCUGGGCUAGGUGCCCUGAGGUGAGCGGCCGGGGCAGGGCUCCGGCAUGCCGGCAUCGGGGACCACUUCUCCGGCCGUGCACGGAUGGAGGGGGGAGUUAUGGGGCUGGGGAAAGGGGCAACGGCCACAUGCCCAGGGCUGAGCUCUGCAGGGCACGCAGGGAAGAGGGACGUCGAAAGGGAGCACGAGGGAACAGGGCUGGAGGACGCCUGGCAGACGGCUGCUUUUCCUUGCACCGGGAGAGGAAGGUGCCACCGAGCCUGCAGCUCCCUGCUGCCUGCCAGCAACACCACCGACGGAUUCAGGCAGCUGCAAUAAAGACUUAA
Molecule: messenger RNA, 1686 nt
Organism: Opisthocomus hoazin
Lineage: Eukaryota; Metazoa; Chordata; Aves; Opisthocomiformes; Opisthocomidae
Source: RefSeq, a predicted model, not a curated record